AUGGUUGCCGCCGAGGACAAAGGCACGUCCUCGAACGGAGCUGCGACGCAAGACGGAGCGAAUGGCACAUCGACUUCAUCACCCCUACGGACAGCAAAUGGCAGCACAGCAAAUGGCAGCACAGCAAAUGGAGAGGCUAAGCUUGCAGUAGCUACAAAUGGCUCGUCAACAAAAGGGAAGCGAGUAGGGGCGGGCCCGACCGAUACUUAUUUCGGCCACAACAGAGAAGAGGUAACUCGCAUCCUCAUCCAGGCCUUGACAGAUAUGGGGUAUCAAACCGCGGCCGAGAAUGUGAGCCAUGAAAGUGGCUUCAACCUAGAGAGCCCUACUGUGGCUGCAUUUCGAUCUUCGGUACUGCAAGGCGCCUGGAAUGAGACGGAGAAGCUGCUCAAUGGUGCCACUACGUUUGAGGAGCAGGGAGAGCCAGGCAACGGCCUUGUUCUCGCGGCCGGAUCAGAUCGAAGCACGAUGCGGUUCUGGGUCCGCCAACAAAAGUAUCUGGAGCUACUGGAGCAACGAGACACCACAAGUGCCCUCAUGGCUCUGCGCAACGACUUGACACCACUGUCACAAGACACAGAAAAGCUUCGCUUAUUAUCAAGUCUGCUCAUGUGCCGCUCAACAGACGAUCUCAUGGCUAAAGCAAACUGGGACGGCGCACAAGGCCGGUCUCGUCAUAGACUGCUGUCAGAACUCUCCAAAUGUAUAUCACCUUCCGUCAUGCUUCCGGAAACCCGCCUCGCCGUUCUACUAGACCAUGUGAAGAAAAGCCAGAUAGAUACUUGCCUCUACCACACGGCCGCCUCAUCGCCCUCCUUAUACUCUGAUCACUCGUGCGAGCGACGAAACUUUCCUACCGAAGUCGCUCUCGAGCUCUCCGACCUCAUCGGCGAAGCCUGGCAAGUCCAGUUCUCGCAUGAUGGCAGUAGACUUGCUGCGUGCGGCAGUAAUGAAGCCGUCGUGAUCUGGGAGACGACGGCAUUUGUCGUGACCUGCAUUCUUUCUGACCACGAUGCUGGGGUUGGUAAUAUCUCGUGGAGCCCCGAUGACACAAUGCUUGUUACUUGCUCACAAGAUAACUUUGCCCGUCUAUGGGAUGUUAGGUCGGGCAUAUUAAUCAAGAAGCUAGCUAGCUUCGACCAACCCGUCAGCGGAUGCCUGUGGGCUCCCGACAGCAAAUCCUUUGUGCUGGGCGGACUCUCGCGCGCACACGGGCUGUGCACCUUUUUCGUGACUAGCGACGAGAUUGAGCAAUGGGGUAAAGACCACCGCGUGCAGGACCUUGCUCUCUCCCCCGAUGGCCGGUGGCUCGUUGCCCUCGACGACCAGCACAAGUUUCACGUCUACAAUGCCAAGACGCGCGAGCUCAUCUACACUCACGAGCUCAAGACGCGGCCGACGUCGGUCAGCAUCAGCGAAGACUCGAAGCACAUGCUCCUCAACAAGCGCGACGGCGAGGCCCAGCUUAUCGAGAUUGAGACCAAGGCGCACAAGCAAAAGUUUUUGGGCCACACGGGUGGCGAGUUUCUCAUCCGCAGCUCAUUCGGGGGUGCCAAUGAAGGUUUCGUCGUCAGCGGCAGCGAGGACGGCAACAUUCUCAUCUGGCACAAGAACACGGGAGCGGCGGUUGAGCGCCUGCCGGGACACCAUCCGCGCUGCAACGCCGUGGCGUGGAAUCCGACGGAUCCAUGCAUGCUGGCAUCUGGAGGCGACGAUAAGCGCGUCAAAAUCUGGAGCAAUAAAGCGCGCGCCGCUGAAUUACGAACCUUGCACGCACGUGUGCCCUCCAAUGAGGAGGGAUGGCGCAUUUCAGAGGAGGGCAUUUAUUAG
Molecule: messenger RNA, 1830 nt
Organism: Akanthomyces muscarius
Lineage: Eukaryota; Fungi; Ascomycota; Sordariomycetes; Hypocreales; Cordycipitaceae
Exons: 4
Coding region: 1-1830 (609 amino acids)
Biological process (GO): proteasome-mediated ubiquitin-dependent protein catabolic process
Cellular component (GO): GID complex
Molecular function (GO): protein binding
Source: RefSeq, a predicted model, not a curated record